This is a messenger RNA of Monodelphis domestica (gray short-tailed opossum), 14759 nucleotides long. The record is from RefSeq and is a predicted model, not a curated record. Lineage: Eukaryota; Metazoa; Chordata; Mammalia; Didelphimorphia; Didelphidae.
AUCUCUCCCGGGUUCUCCUGGCACCCAGGAGGAUGGGGCGGCCAGUCUGCAGUGCUUAGACAGGCAGCGCUACAUCGCCUGGGGCUCCCGCGAACCCCAGCGCAGUUUCCAGAUUUUGCGAGCCCAGAAUAAGGUGCGGCUCCGUAGGCGGGCCGGGGCUCCCCGCCGCGGAGGGGUUGGGGAGGGGCGGGGUCUCCCUCAUGCCAUUGGCUGAAAGUAGCUCGACGUCAUCGGAUGGAGGCGGGACGGGGGCAACCAAAGUUCUGGAGUCCCGGGCGCAUAGCGGGCUCGAAGCAUUUGCAGGCUGCGCGCUCGCUCGGAGAGUAGCUGCCGCUGUUCCCUGUUGUUGAGCUCAAUCCAGGGCGCGCCCUGCUUUCCUCAUUCCCUCCGUUGCUGGCAACCUUGUGCACCUUACGGAGGCUGAAUGACGGGCCCGCGUCGGACCAGCAGCUGCUUGGGACUCUCAGGAAGCUGAGCCCCUGCCAAGAAGAGAUUGGCGGCGGGGCACCCUCUGUCAAGGCUCCUGGACCUCCAGGGACGGCCCCGCCCCCCGGGGGGGACAACUUUGGGGGCCAUGUCUGCCAAUUUGAGCCUCAGCAUUCAAAACAACUCCACUCAGGGGGGUGAAGCGUGGAUGGUAGGCUUGGGCAUCGUCAUGUCAACUAUAGUCCUGGCCACUGUCUUCGGCAACGUGUUGGUCAUCACAGCCAUAGCUAGGUUCCAGCGUUUGCAGACUGUCACUAACUACUUCAUCACAUCAUUGGCUUGUGCUGACCUGGUUAUGGGGCUGGCGGUGGUGCCCUUUGGUGCCAGUCACAUCCUCAUGAACAUGUGGACCUUUGGGAACUUUUGGUGUGAGUUCUGGACUUCCAUCGAUGUUCUGUGUGUCACAGCCAGCAUCGAGACCCUCUGUGUUAUUGCUGUGGACCGCUACUUUGCCAUCACGGCACCCUUUCGGUACCAGAGCAUGCUUACCAAGGGCAAGGCCAGAGUGGUCAUCUUAGUGGUCUGGGUGGUAUCUGGCCUCACCUCCUUCCUGCCCAUUCAGAUGCACUGGUAUCGGGCCAGUCACAAGGAAGCUCUCUCGUGUUAUGAGAAGGAGACCUGCUGCGACUUUUUCACUAACCAGGCUUAUGCCAUUGCUUCUUCCAUCGUGUCCUUCUAUCUGCCUCUGGUGGUCAUGGUAUUUGUGUACUCUCGAGUCUUUCAGGUGGCCAAAAAGCAACUUCAAAAGAUAGAUAAAUCUGAGGGUCGCUUUCAUGUCCAGAACAGCAGCCAGAUGGAACAGAAUGGAAGGACAAGUCACCGAAGGUCUUCCAAGUUCUGUUUGAAAGAGCACAAAGCUCUUAAGACCUUAGGCAUCAUCAUGGGGACCUUUACUCUCUGUUGGCUACCUUUCUUCAUUGUCAACAUUGUCCAUGUGAUACAGGACAACAUCAUCCCCAAAUAUGUGUACAUUUUUCUGAACUGGGUGGGUUAUGCCAACUCAGCCUUCAACCCACUGAUCUAUUGUCGGAGUCCUGACUUCAGGUAUGCCUUUCAGGAGCUUCUCUGUUUCAGGAGGUCAGCCCUGAAGCUCUAUGGCAAUGGCUACUCCAGCAACAGCAAUGGGAGGAGUGAGCACAAUGGGGAGCAUGGUAGCUGUCCCCCUGAGCAGGAGAAGGAGAUUGAGCUGCUGUAUGAAGACCUUCCAGGCACUGAGGGCUUUUUAAACUGUGCAGGUACUGUGCCUAAUGCUAGCGCCGACUUAGAGGGCCAGGAACAGACUCUGGAUGAUACCCCCUUGUGACUGUCUCUCUGGUUGGUAAAAACCCUCAGCAAACCAAGCAAGGUGGGAAAAAAGAAAGAAACAAUUUUUAAAAAGAACAACUGCCAAACCAAACAAACCCCAAAACAACAACCCUUCACAAACCCAUAAACACUAAGCCUUCUCUUUAACUUGUGAGCUAGAAAUGUCUAGUCAGCCUGGAGAGAGAUGGGCAGGAGGGAGGAGGAUGGUCUUAGUCUAUUUAUUGUUUAAGUUAUCAGAAAACAAAACAACUCUUGCACUGAUUCUAGGGAUUCCUCAUUUCUGUAACAGUUGGGCUCUGCCUGGAAUAGAGUUUGGAAGUGUAUCUCUCACUUCAAGGAGCUUGGGCCUUGAGGACCUGAGUCUAGUUUGGAUGGUUUUCUCAUAGAUCUACCUCACUUUUCAAGUAUUAGGGUUAGCAUACUUCUACUUGGGACAUCUCUCUGGAGAAGCAGGCCUUCCCCUUGGGCCUCAUGGAUGCUCCAGCUGGACCUGGCUAUCAAUGUGGAUUCGUCUCCUCCUCUUAUUUGCUCACAUGGGCUGUUGGAGACAGGAACACUGAGGGGGCAGCUUCUGCUGUUGAAUGAGCAAAGUCUAAAGUUUACAGUAAAUAAAUUGUUUUGCUGUGACAUCAUUGCACCUGUUUGUCCAAAGCCCCCAGCGGAGCAUUCUUGUUGGAAACCACAGGUAACUGUUUGCAAUAGCUGUCCGGUGACUUAAUGGUAAAUUAAUAGUAAUAAUAAUGAUACCUCACAUUUCUGUGGUGUUUGCCAAUUUUAGCUAGUGCUAUGCCUCGCAGCCUUGUGAGAGAUGCAGUGUAAAUAUUAUCUCCAUUCUAGUGAGGAACUUGAGGCUCUGGAGGUAAAGUAUUUACCUGCCAUCAUACAGCCACAAAUUGUCGGUGGGGACUUGAACUUGGGGCUUCUACUCUAUUGCCAGUGUUCUUUAUGUCAUACCAUACUUCCCAGAAUUACAUUUCCACAUAGCUUGUCUGUUGGCAUUGAGUCUGUUAUAAUAAACAUAUGUCUCAAGUAAUCCUUAGACCCCAAGUCAAACUCUUCUGAUUUGCAUAUCUCUUCUCUUGUAAUUAAGGAUAUUGUUCAUUAGUGCACCUAUUUAUGUAUUAUUUAUAUGUAAAUAUAUUUAAUAAUUAUUAAAUAAUAAAAUUAUUGUUUAUUAUUAAUAAGAAAUUGGCAAUUUCCCAUUAAUUAUUUAUCCUGAAAUUAAUGGGAAGAUGAUGGUAUAAUGGGAGAGGAGCCCAGCUGGGUUCAAGUGCCCACUGACACUUAUUACCCCUGUGACCUUAGUGGCCUUCUAACCAACUUAGACCUCUGUUUCCUCAUCUGUAAAAAGAGGAGGUUGGACUAGCUGACCUCUGACAUCCCUCAAAGCUCUGGAUUUAGUAUCCUAUGGCCAAGUAGAAAAUUCAGUCCGAUUCAAGAGUAAUCAAUAGCACUUCAAAAAUUACAAAGCCCUUUAGGGAAACAUUAUCUCAUUUGAUUCCCCCUACCCUGCUUUCAUGUUGACAGCGGUACAUCCCUAUUUGUCUAACAAAAAAGAAAACAAAAAAACUGAGGCCCGUAGAGGAGAAGAAACUUCUUCAAGGGUCUUCUGGCUAGUAAAGUGUUGGAGCCAAGAUUCAGAUUGAAUGCUUCAUACCCUACAUGCAGCCCUCUUCCAGCUGCCCCACAAACUGUCUCCUGAUAGAUUUACUGUGUGUUGUUUACAUCAGAAAGACUGACUCAUGGACAUGAAGUGAUAGACAGCCAUCUCUCUGCCCGCUGUGCAUGGCAGCCUCCCAAAUUUAUGUCCUUACUAUGCCUUUCCAUGGGAAUCCUUGAACCUACCAAGGCUGGUGGGGUGGGGGUGGAGUGGGGCUAGUUGAAAAAGAAAGAGAAUUCAGCUGUUUGUGAUGAAAAUGCUGCCCCCAAAAUGAUAGCCUCUCUCAUUGCAGAGGACCAGGAAUUAGCUGGUCAAAGAGGUGCUCAGAAUGAGUUAAUUAGAAUAGCUCAAUAUUUGCUAAGAUUCAUUUCCCCUUCACCCACUCCUCUGCUAGCUAGCUUUGUGACCUGAUCACUAAAUCUCAUCUUUGGUUUCCUUGGGGAAGAGACGAGGGGAGAGUAGUGAGUGGAGAGGGGAUGAGGACAAGCUUUAGUUCGAUGGUCUUUAAAGUUCCUUCCAGGCCUAGUUCUGCAUUAGAAAUUUGAAGCUUGGAGCUGGAUAAGAUUUGAGCGAUCCCAGAUUCAUAGAACUUUUUUAAGGUCACGUGAGUUCAUAGAAUUUAAAGCAGGAAGGCACCCAGUCCAACCUUUUCACAGCUGACUUUCCAUAGAUUCAGAGAGGUUGUGACUUGUCCAGGGGUACACAGUAAGUAAGUGGUAGAACUGAAUUGGAUUCAAACUCAAGUCUUUGGAAUCUAAUAUUCGCUCCCCUGCAUCUUGGUUCUCAAGGUCACUCCAGGUAGUUAGUAGCAGAAUUAAGAUUUGAAUCAAUGUCUUCUUACUGGUAGGAAUCCUGAUUUGCCCAGAUUUAUUAAGCAUAUAUUAAAACAUUUGCAAUGUGUUGAUCACUGUGCUGAAUACUGAGGGUGCAAAACAAAGCAAAACAGAACAGUCCAUGCCCUUGAGGUCAGAGGUAACACCAGAACCCAAGUAUUGUGAUCUUCCCUGUUCCUGGCCCCCUUACCCCAAGGGUGCUUUAUCCACUACCCCAUCCUUAUUUCAAUGCUGCCAUAAUAGAAAGCAUCCAGGUGGUACUGGAGUUGCAAGGAGGACACUGGUUCAGACAGGUUUAUAAGUGGUGAGAGGGUUAGUGAACAGUCACUACUGUUUUAUGGAGUGACUCUAAUGCCCUUAAAAGCCACUUUUAUGACAAUCAGAAAAGUAAACACAUUCUUUUACUUCCUCUCCUCUCCUCUCCUCUCCUCCAUCCUUUUUCUAUUUUUACAUCAGAUAUCUGAAAGAGGACUUUAGUCUGAAUUCAUUGAUCAUUAAUUUGUUCCUUAACUGAAUUGCUGCUUCUCUUCCAUACCAUGAUUUUUCCCCCCUCAUCUGUCAGCACAACUCUCCUAUAGACUUAAUCUUACCAGUGGAAAGGAAUUCACUUAGACUAUAGUAUUAGAGCUGGAAGAGCACUGGAAUAUUAGAAUUGCAAAGGACCUUAAAACAGAUUUUGGAAAGAGGACAUUGCAUAUAAAAUGUGUUAGAUUUAAUGAGCAUGGGCACUUUUCAUACAUACAGAUUGCACUUUCUGUACUCUAGAAGACCGUUUUCAUGAGUUGCUAUGGCCAAAAAAUGUCAUCGCCUGGUAUUGGGCCUCCUUGCACUUAGCCAGAGUCAGACAAGAGAGACAUAGCCCAUCAUGGGAUCCAUAAUCAGUUGUUUUAACUUGAUGGAGCUGUCAGAACUUGUGUUCUGCUGGCAGUCGCAUCCAUGCCAUCAUAUGGUACUGUGGGGCUAAUUAUGCACAUUCCUGUGUGUAUAUGUGUGUGUCUUGGAGGAAGGAGUUAGAAGUUACAGGAUAAGAUAUCAGAGUGAGGAGAGAACAUAGAAUGCUGGAACUGGAAAAGAUGGAUCAUAAAGAGAGAGAAGAAGCAUCAGCUCCAAACCCUCAUUUUAUGGAUGUUGUAGCUGAGGCCCAGAAAAGCAAAUGACUUUCUCCAUUCUGCCUCUAUAAUUUUGUCACCCUGGUGACCAUGGCUGUCUCACUUGACCUUUCUGAGCUUCAGUCACUCAUUUGUAAAAUAAAAGUUUUGGAUAAGUAGUUUCUAAUGGGCCUUCUAGGCCUAAAUCUAUGAUUCUGAGAGUAUGGAGCAAAUGAGUGACUAGUCUGGACUAGAACCCAGGCCUCUUUACUUUCAGUAUUAUAUAAACUCAUUCCCCAACACCACAAGUGCCUUCCUGUGUUUCCUGUUGGUUACCAGGGUGAUGGGCAUUGGGCGUGUGCAUUGUGAUCUCAGUAAAAUGCUGAAUGGCUUGAUGGUUUUAGUAAAUGUUGUAGGUUAUUGUUGGCCUUCCUCUUGUACAGCACUUUUAGGGCUUGGGAUAUCUGUUAUCUCUCUUUUUCAUUUGUCCCCCUUGGAACCCUUCCCCUUUGUAAAAGUCCAUUUAUAACUUCCCUAGCUCCCCCUUAGACUCCUUUUUCCUUUCUCCAAACUUUACCUUCUCUCUUGGCAUUGAUACUACGUAUUGGUUCCAAGGCAGAACAGUAAAGACUCAACAAUGGUGAUUAAGUGACUUGUCCAGGGUCCCACAGCUAAAAAAGUGAGAUCAGAUUUGAACCUUUCUCCAGGCUAUCCACUGAGACAUCCCUCCUCCCCUUGGACUCCUAAUAGAGAAUCAAAAAAUCUUAGUUUUGGAAGUCACAGAAGAGAUCAUCUAGAAUUAUCUCAUUUAGAGUAGGGAGUAAUCUUAGAGAUCAUUUAUGAAGCCCUGCUACCUGCCAUAUACUAUGCUGGGUAUCAGUAGAGAUAUAACCCCUGUCCUCAGGAAGUGUGUAUUGCCCUGGAGAAGAUGGGGGAGAUCUAUGUUCACAUAGAUGCAUGUUGGUAUAUAUUGUAUAUAUGAUAAAUAUAUAUAUAUAUACACAUAAUAUUCUAUGACUAUGAAACCAAAUUGCAUGUAUAUAUACAUGUAUGCAUAUAUUACAGAUAUUUCUAUAACAGAUCUGUAGAGAUAUAUGUGUGUAUGUGUGUGUGUAUGCUUUUGUAUGCAUAUGUCAAAAGGAAGACACUGACAGCGCUUGAACUGAAGGACACCCGGGAUUCUAAGAGGCAGAGAUGAGGGCAGAGUGCAUUCCAGGCACGGAGAAUGCAAAAGUGCAGAGAUGAGAGGUGGAGUACUGUAUAUGAGAAAUAGCAAGACCAGUUUGACUGGACCAUAGAGGAUGUGAGAGGGAGUAAGGCAUCAUGAGAUGAAAAUAGAUUGUAGUCACUUGUGAAGGAUUUUCAGUGCCCAACUGAGGAGUUUUGAUUUGAUUCUAAAGGCAAUUAGGAAUUAAUAGAGUUUUUUAAUUUGGGGAACCAGUUCCUAAAAUUGAAUAACCUGGUUUAAUAUCCUCAUUUUGAACAGAAUAGAAUACUGAGGCCCCGAGAAAUAGAAUUAUUUCCCCAAGAUCAGAGAGCUAGUAAGUAGAUCUGAACCCUAAAGAAUCAUUUCUCUCUCCUCAGAAACACCUACUAGAUAUUUUCUCCUUUCAGAAUACCUGAAGAUUUCCUAAUUCAGCACACUUCUGACCUAAGUCAGCACACAUCUUCCUGCGGUCAUUCAUAUUUUGGGAUUAAUGUAACUACAUAAAACUUUUUCAGCCCUGGGGCCUUGAGCAAUAACUGCCUUUCCUAGGAUAUGAACAUGGAGAGUGUGCAAAGAGACCUUAGAAGCCAUCUAAUGUGACUCGUUCUUCUUCCAAACCCUCUUACAGAUAAGGAUCUAAGGCCUGACUUGUCCAAGGUCACUCAGGUAGGAGCAGCUGGGAACUCUCGUCCUCUGACUUUAAACUCCACUUUCUUUAGAAAAUGAACAGUGGCCGAUCUGAUUUUUUUUUUCAUGGUUCUAUUUGUGUCUCUCUGUCAUGUAUAUUUGUUUGUUGUCGGGGGUUACAUAACAUUUGUGGUAUAUUCACUAGAACAAAACUUCCUUUGCCUAGGCUAGAAGGGCCCAGGAACUGUCAAAUGAGAAACUCAUAUUGAGAUGCCAGCUGACAGGUGUGUCUUGUGGGGGUGGAGGGAGGGGACGUUUACUGAGGGAAGGAAUCCAGGGAAAGGGAGGAUGGGAAGGAAACAGGCUGCAGAGUGCCUCACUGGGGAGCUGGCUCUGUUGGAUCCUGCAGGAAGAAGUCAGUGCCACUAUUAUUUAUCCUACUAAAAUAGACCGGAGUGAUCUGGAGAUCUAUAACAUUGGAUGUCUGCCUUUAAGGAGUUUGUAAUCGACUUGGAAAAACAAGACAAACACCCGUGUCAUGGCAGGAAAAGACAGUGACUGGCUGCGAGGGACAGUGGAAAAGCCACUGGACCUGAGAGUCCAAGGUCUGGAUUCUAGGAUCAGCUCUGACCUCGACUGUGAUUGACAAUAUCAUUUUUCCUCUCUGAGCCCAACUUUUGUCUUUUGUAGAAUGAGACAGCACAUCUUUAGGAUCUUUCAUGAUCUCUAGGAUGGUCCUAAAUUCCAAAUCCUAAAUUCCAAAGUCACUUCUAGCUCUAGCAUUCUAUGUUCUAUGUUCUAAGAGUGUCCAUUCUAUAUUCUCAUAUUCUGGCGUCCAAGGGGCUUUCCAGCUGGCUCUGAUGUUCCAAGUUCUCCUACUGCCCUGGUUUUCUGCUUUCUAUAUCCUAACAGCCUGCAAGAUUCCAGGCAUAUGUAUAGACUGUAAGUUCCAUUUGAUAUCAAAGUGGGGAGAGCUAUGUGUGUUCUGAGUGGAUGGGAAAUACUUCUCUCAUUACCGUGUUAUCAGAGGUAGCUGGUUGUAGCAGAAGAGCGACCUGCUCAUUGGAAUGCCCAGCCUUCUUCUCUGAGCCCUCAUUUUGGCUCUGGGUUUCAAUUGAAGGGUUGGGCCAGAGUGAAAAGAGGAUGUGAAACUUUCAAAACUGAUCACAGCUGGGUAAAACUGCAGCAACACAUUUGGCACUGCCCAGAUUGCACCCAGGCAAACUGGUUCUUGGUGAGUUUGGGAUGGUGCCCAUGGCAGCCUGAUUGCAAGGCAGGUCUGUGGCUGGAGUUGUCCUGAGGCCUGGAACUUGUUAGAAACCCGGCAGGCCACAGCUGGCUUGUCAAGGAGAUUUUAAAUGUUAUGCUCACUUUCUUAGUACAAUAGAAUUGAUUUUCUGGCAGCAGGGAGAGUUUGAUAUAGUGGGGGAAAGUCAUUCAGGCAAAAAUAAUAGUAAUAGCCAAACAACAAAUGUUUUUCUUGUCCAAUACCUUAUUCAACCCUCAUAGAAGCCCUGUGAGUUAGGGAGCACAAGUGCUAUAAUUAUCCCCAUUUGAUAAAUGAAAAAUUCAGCAUAUCUCUUCUUAGAUUCACAAAACGUCAGAGCUGAAGGAACCUUAGAGAUCAUCUAGGCAGAUAUGGUGCCACAGGAAGAUCUGAGUUCAAAUGUGGCCGUAGACACUUCCUAGCUGUAUGACCCUAGGUAAGUCAUUUAACCCUGUUUGCUUCAGUUUCCUCACGUGUAAAAUGAAUUGGAAAAGGAAAUAAAUGGCAGAUCAUUCCAGGAUCUUUGCUGAGAAAACCCCAAAAGGGGUCAUGAAGAGUUGGACAUGACUGACCAACAACAGUGCCAGAGCAGUGGCUCACAGAGGAAGAACCACAGACACCAAGAAUUAAAGUCUCCUGUCAAUCUGUAUAAACAGGUUAUAAGUAGGUGGGCAAGGACUCAACCCAGGACCUCUGAAUUUAUAUGCAGUGCUUUUUCUAGUGUACUCUACUGUUAUUCAUUCAUCUAACUGAUACUUGCCAAGGGCCAAUCCUCCUGUGUGAUUUUGCACAGGGAUUGUUCUCAACAAAGCUGGCUUCAGUGAGAGGAUAAAUAAGAUUGCAUGGGCAAUAUUUUGAAUACUUUAAAAAAGCAAACUUCUCAAGCACAUUUAAGAACUUUAAAAAUGCCAUUUAUAUAUGAUUAAGAAGAGGUGGCUUGGCUGGUGUGGUAAGGAAAAUAUUUAAAUAGGAGUCAGAAGGCUUGCAUUCAGAUCUCUUCAUUUCUUUCUUUGAACAUCAGGUUAUAACUUUGUAAAAUGAAAGAGUUUUUUUAUUGGAUGACCUUUAGGUCUCUCAUGGCACUAAUAUUCUGGGAGUUGAUGGGUUAAUUUUAAAUGGAUCGAUCAUUCAUUCAUUCAUUCAAUAACAAAGUUGAGAAAUAUCAUAAUUAAUAAUCACCCACAUCUGAGAUGAUAUUUGCGAGGAGAAAUGUCAAACGCCUUCACUUAGGUGCAAAAAAAUCAUCUGUACAAGUAUAGAGAUAAAGAACUUUGUUUUUUUUUCAUUGUUCAAUCAUGCCAAACUCUGUGACCUAAUUUGGGGUUUCAUUGGCAAAGAUACAGGGGUGGUUUGUCAUUUCCUUCUCCAACUCAUUUUACACAUGCAGAAACUGAGGCCAACAGGGGUUAAGUGAUUUGCCCAGGGUCACACAGCUUGUAAACAUCUGACUGGAUCUGAUGAGUCCACCUGAUUUCCAAGUCUGGGACUCCAACCACUCCACCUACUUGGCCAGUUAUAUCACAAAUGAUGGUGGCCUGAAAGCUCACGUGGAUACAUAUUGAGAUGAGGCCUGGAUCUCUGAUUUCACUGGUAUGGGGAACAACCCCAGUGAUGAGGCAAUGAGGCAAUUCCCUUUUAGGUCAGUACCUUCUCAACUCUCUAAGCUCACACAAUAGCAAAACAAACAAACAAACAAGCAAGCAAACAAAACCCUAACUUCAUUUAAACCAUGUUAAUAAGAAUUAGUGUCUAGAUGAGGGAGGCAGUCAUUUAACCACAUCUAAGUGAUUCUCUCAGUUUUUGGUCCCACGUUUUAGGAGUUAUAUGGACAAUCUGGAGCAUUUAUCAAGAGAAAGGUAAUCAGGAUGGUGAAGGGACUGAAGACCAUACCAUAUGAGGGUCACUUGAACAAAAAGAUGUUUAGUAAUAAGGAAAGAAGACUCCAGGAGAUUUUAUUUUUGUCUUCAAGUAUUUGAAGGACUGUCAUGUGGUAAAAGGAUUAGACUCAGUUCUGCUCAGUUCCAAAUGGGAAAACUAGGACCAAUGGAUAAGUGUAAUAAAACAACUUUCAGUGUAAUUCCAGGGGAGUUGGGGGCGGAAGCCUUCCAGAGAGAUGUCCAAAAGCUGAAUUGGGCUACCUUGUCAGAUAGUGAGUUCUCUAAGUUUGGAAGUCUUUACAUGGAACCUGGAAGACCAUUUGUCUUGGAUGGGAUUCCCGUUCAACUCUGACUUGAUUAGAUAUUCUCUGUCCUGUUAACUCUGAGAUUCCAUAAGUCCUAUUGAUUCUGUGAAUUGGACUACUUUGGGGAAUUAGUAACCUCCUAUCCUUGGAGGUACUUGAGCAGAGGUUAAUUCUAUCAGGAAUGCUAAAGAAAAGAUUCCCAAAUGGGGUGAGAGGUUGGAAGAGAUGGCCACUAAAGUCCAUUCCAACUCUAAGAUUUAGUGACACUGUGUCCUUGAAAGUACAUGAAAAUAAAUUGUAUUUCUUUUUUUAAAAUGUUAUUCUUGAAGGCAGACUUUUCUCCAAUUCACACUAGCCUUCCCCCUAGUGAUCUGUAGCGAAGGCUUUUCACUGUAUUCCCAAAUGGGGAACUACCCAGGAAAUCAGUCUCUUAACAGCUCUGGGUUGUAGAGUUGGGGGGAGAUGGAAACCCAGAAAUAGAGCAAAAAGGUUAAGCAGUUUUCCAAACUAUUAGACCCGUUCAUCAGCUGUCCUUCCCAUGCCUUUUCCAAGUGACUUAUGACCUCCCAGAGAGAAAAUAAUGAGUCUUCUCUGCAAAGUCUAUUAAGACUUUGUUCUCCCUCCCUCCAAUCAUUGUACUUCCUGUAAUCUUGUUUCCAUCACUCCAUUUAGUAAUAAUAACUUCCAUUUUUAUAGUACUUUAAAGUCUAUAGAACUUUCCUCCCAACCACCUUAGGAGGGAUAAUAUUCUGAGUGUCACUAUCAAGAUUGACCAUAGUGAGUAGAGCUACCAUUAGCUGGUUUUUCUCUAUCUCCUUCUUAUCUCUUCUCAAAUCUCCCAUGGUUCUUCUCUCCCCCUCCUUCAACUGAGAACUUUGCCUUAUGUUUUUUUUUUUUAAUUGAAUCUUUUUGCCACGAGAUCUGUCUUCUCUCUUCUUCCUUGUCUUAUAUCACCAAGAUGUCUUCUGCCAUUAUCUCUUCCUUCACUCUUGUCUCACAUGAUGAAGUAACCUUACUCAUUGUGUAAGAGUUAAAAUAGGGGUUUGACUAAGUGAGAGAGCAACUUUUAUUUUUUUUAAACCCUUACCUUCCGUCUUGGAGUCAAUACUGUGUAUUGGCCUCAAGGCAGAAGAGUGGUAAGGGCUAGGCAAUGGGGGUCAAGUGACUUGCCCAGGGUCACACAGCUGGGAAGUGUCUGAGGCCAGAUUUGAACCUAGGACCUCCCGUUUCUAGGGCUAGCUCUCAAUCCACUGAGCUACCCAGCUGCCCCCUUAGAAAGAGCAACUUUUAAUAAUUUAAGUUUUAAUGAGAAUAUAGCAGAGUUGUAAAUUAAUAUUACUCCCUUAAGCCAGAGAAAGGAAAACUUCUAGCAGCUUUUAACAAUUAACAAUUUAGUUCAAUUAAAAGAGAGAUAAUAAAAGAAUAUAGUAAAAUGAAUAUAGUAAAGGAGAAAAAUAUAGGAAACAGGUAGAGAAAGAAAAUUCCUUGAUGCCUAAAUAGAUUCCCUGUAAUCACCUAUAAUUACUACCUAAACUGUCUAUAUCUACCUAUAAUAACUACCAACUAAUAACUAACCCACACCACCAGCAACCAACUUAUGACCAGCAGCCAACUUCCCCGCAACUGCCAGCCCUAACUGCUAGCAACUGACUCCCCUUUUUCUACCUCAGUUCCUGUCUCUAUCAUUUCUCCUUCCUGUCACUGUAAGCUGUUUAAUCCCUACACAUCUCUAUGGUAAGAGGAUCUCUAGGUCCCCCAUUAAAUUAGAAAAAAUAAAUAAAGAAUUCCUUUUUACACUUACCAAGGCUACCCUCUCUUUAUGCACAAGUGAUCCUAUUCCCUCCCAUACCCUAAAGCAGAUUGCUUCCUCUGUCAUCCCUAUGUUCUCAUUCAUCUUCAAUCUCUGCCUGUUUACUGACUCCUUCUCUACUGCCUAGAAACAUGCCCAUGUCACCCCCAUCCUUUAAAAAAUCUUCCUUUGAUCCUUCUGUUCCUGAUAUGUAUCAUUCUAUAUUUCUUCUGUCUGUUCUGAUAAAAUUUAUGGCUAAAUGAGAAAACUUUUUACAAUAGGUGCCUACACUUUCUCUCUUCCCACUCUCUUUUUAACCAUUUACAAUCCAAUUUCUGACAUUAUUCUACUGAAACUGCUUUUCAUAAUCUCUUAGUUGCUACCUCCAAUGGCAUAAGGAUUUUUGAAAUCCUUAUUCUCCUCCACCUCUUUGCAGUUACUGACACUGCUGAUAAGUUUCUUCUGGCUACUCUCUUCUCUUAGAUUUUUGGGCCACUUCCCUCUUCUGGUUCUUCUCCUACCUCUCUUAUUGGUUUUCUUUGCUGGAUCUUCAUCCAAGUCAUGCUUUUUAGCUACAGGUGUCCCACAGGGUUCUAUACUGGGUCCGCUUCUCUUCUCCCUCUAUACUGUUUCAUUUGGUGAACUCAUCAGCACCUAUAAAUUUAAUUGUCAUUUUUAUACUGAUGAGUCUCAGAUCUACUGAUCCUGCCCUAACUUCUUUGCCAAUUUCCAGUCUUGCAUAUCCAACUGCCUUUUAUAUGUCUUGAAAUGGAUGACCAGUAGACAUCCUAAACUCAAGUCCAAAACUGAACCUACUAAAUUUCCUCCUAAAAUAUCCUACCUCCCCUAAAAUUCUCUGUUACUUCGAAGGCACCAUUAUUCUCUCAAUUUCUCAGGUUUGUAAACUAGAUGACAUUCUUAUUUCUUACCUCUAAAUACCCUCAAUUUCUCCUUUGUAACAAUUCUGGAAUAUGCUCCUUUUCCUCCUCGGAUAAUGUCACCAUUCUAGUAGAACCUCUUCUUGCUUGGAAAAUUGUAAUAGCCUACUGAUGGGUCUGCCUGCUUCAAGUUUCUUUCCAUUCCAGUCUGCCUUCCAUUUUUUUCCCCUAAAUUUUCAAAUGAUUUUCCUAAAGGUCUCAUAGGUCAUUCCCCUCAAAUUAAAAAAAAAUAAUCAGUGGCUCCCAAUUCCCUCUAGGAUCAAACAUAAAAUCCUCUUUUUAGCUUUCAAAGCCUUUUCCUUUUAUAACCCAGUACCACCUCCCAUUUCUUUUGCAGUUUUCUUAUACCUUAUUUGUACCUUAUCUUCCCACAGUACUCUUCAGUCCAGUGACUCUGGACUCUUGGCUUGUUCUCAAACAAAACCCUCCAUCUUCUGCUCUAAACAUUUUCUCUGGUUAUUCCUCAUGCCUAGAAUUCUCUCACUCCUCAUCUUCUGUCUCUUGACUUCCUUCAAGUCCCAAAUAAAAUCCCAGGAAGUCUUUCCCAAUCUUUCUUAAUUCUAGUGCCUUCCCUCCCUUAAUUAUUUCCUAUUUGUUUCUCAUAUGACUUGUUGGUGCACAUUUGUUUGCUUAUAUUUCCCAUUAGAUCAUGAGCUCCUUGAGCCGAGCAGAGACUUGUAUUUUGCCUAUUUUUGUAGGUUAUCUUUCCCAUUAGGCUGGAAGCUCUUUGAGGGCAGGGCUGUAUUUUGCUUCUUUUUGUAUCCCAGGCACUUAACACAGUGCCAGGCACACAGGAGGUACUUACUAAAUACUUAUUGAUUGACUGACCAACUGACCCUUUGGCUCACACUUAUUGUGCAAUCAUGGAUAGGCUACUCAAUCCUGACCAAGCUAAUAAUACUGUCAAAAUUGAAGAGACAGCUUGUUAUAAUAUAUGAGCACUGGACUUUGAGACUUUAAGCCAGAAACACUGGAGUUCGAAUCCUGACUCUGACACUUACUAGUCCUUUGACUCUGGGCAAGUAAUUUAAUCUCUCUUAGUCUUACAUUCCUCACCUGCAAAAGGGGAAUAUAAAAGUAUUUUACUUUACAAAGUUGUGACUACCAAAGGAAAUAAUAUGAAAAGUGUUUUGCAAACCUUAAAAUGCUAUGUUAUUAGUAGAUGAGUGCUAGACAUGGAGUCAGGAAUAUCUAAGUUCAAAUUUAGACACUUACUAGCUGUGUGACAGCAAAUCACUUUAUUUUCCUCAGUCUAAGUUUCGUCUCCUGUAAAAUGGGUAUAAUAAUAGCAUCUGAUUGAGUUGUAAUGGCCAAUUGUGAUAAUGUAUGUAAAUCAUUUUGUCAAUUUAAAAAUGCUGAAUAAAUACUAUCUAUUAC